This is a messenger RNA of Lineus longissimus, 2065 nucleotides long. RefSeq names its product protein LSM12-like. Bases 1 to 588 code for a protein of 195 amino acids. The record is from RefSeq and is a predicted model, not a curated record. The transcript has 5 exons. Lineage: Eukaryota; Metazoa; Nemertea; Pilidiophora; Heteronemertea; Lineidae.
AUGAAGAUCAACAUGGCGGAAGGCGAUUACUUCAAUAUUGGGAGUACAAUCGCUUGUACUACCUGCCAUGGGCAAAAGAUCCAAGGGGAAGUGAUUGCAUUUGAUUACGGAUCAAGAAUGCUUGCUUUAAAAAUGCCUCCUACCAGCGGUAAACCAGGACAGAAUGAUGUACGACUCGUGAACUUGUCAUUUGUGAGUGACAUGAAUCUAAUCAAGGAAGGGCCACAGACUCCACCAGCGCUAUCAAAUCUAAACUUACACAAGCUACAGAGUCGGCUUCAGUCAAAUCUUCAAGAAAAACAGCGACAAAUUGACUACAUUGGUGUGGACGUCACUCCAGAAGGACAGAAUGUAUUUAAUGCAAUCACUAAAACAAUUAAAGAAGUGCAUUGGGAGGGUAAAACGAUAGUGGUGUUUGACCAAGUGACCAUAGUGCCACCGUACUGUGUGGAACAUGUCCGAUGUAGAGAGGGAACCCCUGCACAAGGUCAAACAAGCAGUCAGAAGGCACUCGAACAUGUCAGAAAGAUCGUUGAAAAAUAUUACAGAGAGUUAGAUACCGGUACCUUAAGCAGUUCACCACAAUAAGCUUAAGUGGUUAAAACAGAAGAGGCGAAACCUAUGUUGAAGAUCCUGAUCGAUGGUCCAGCGGCCCCCUGAAAUGAUCCCUUGGAUACAAGGAUGCUGGAGUUCAGUUUUAGCACAAGAAACAUCAAAUGCACGCGAAUGAUGGAAACAUCAUCGUCGAAUUACUACCGUACACGAAAAUGAAAGACAUUGUUGGACUAGUCUUGUUUUUGACUGGUUUGUUAUGAAUAUAAGAGGUACUGAGCCCAGAACAUUUUGAACUGCUGGUACCCGACUCAAUUGUGCUCAUCUCUACGAUCUUGUACAGAACAGUGUUACAGGCACACUUGAAUUGGGCUCACAUUCUCAAGUCCGGCCUGUAAAGCUACUGCAGCUAUACUGUACCAAUGUCGUGGUAACCGUGGCAACGUUGUGGUAACUACGGCGACCAAUAAUGUAACCAUGGGAACAGAAAGGGCAACGUAGGAUCAUUGUAGUUUGUUCCACGGCAACCGUGUGAACAUUGCAUGUGUUUGAUUACUGUGAAGAUGUUCACAAAGUUCUGGCAAGCCAGAAAUGAAACCAGCUUGGCAUUGACCUUCAUGGAAACUUUUGAAUCUCCUUGCAUAGUUUUAUAUGAAGGCCUCUGGUAGAGGCCAUUUUGUGGCUGUUCUGAAAGUCUUCUGCACCAUGUCGCUUCACAGGAGAGAGUAGGCCCAGGCAUGUUAGAGGGUAUGCCUGAGCUGGUGAGGUGGAUGCAAGGAAAGUUUUCACCCAAAAAUUGGAAUAGAGGGGGUGCCUACAAUUUUUAUGGUGGUGAUUGUGUGUGUGAAACACUAGUAUGAUUGUGAGAAUGCGUGAGUUUAUGUUUAUGUGUGUGAACAUGUCGUCGUGAAAUAUUUAAAUGUGGUUGAGCCAUUUGCAAUUUUUUAUUUGGGAUUGAAUAAUUUCCUUAAAAGUCAUCUAAGAUUCUUAUAUCUUAUAUGUAGGUGAAUCUUCUAUGAUUUUUCAGGAAAGUGAAAAUUUUUAUCUUAGAUUUUGCGACAAAAAGGGUUUAGACCUUUGUUCAAAAUUGGCAAAUGUAGUUGGGCUAAUUGUAGUUUUUUAUUUGGGACUGAAUUAUUUCCUCAAAGGUCAUCUAAGAUUCUUAAAUAUCAUGUGUGAAUCUUUUAUAAUAUUCCAGGAAAUUUAACAUUUUUAUCCCAGAUUUAGCGACAAAUAGGGUUGAAACCUUAAUCUGUGAUCUUUAAUAGCAGAAGGUCGAAUGCAAAUUAAACAGUUAAAUCCCUUGAUGUCUUGAUAGACAGAAUUUUCAGGAUUAGUCGACAGUAGUUGGCCUUUGUAAGUCUAUAAUCCUCUGUAUUUGCAGCACAAUUUGUCUAAAUUCAGUUCAUGUGGCAGAUUCAUUUGACCCUUUGACCCAAAAUGCGGUCUGUUGUUCUAAGUCCGAAAUCAUGAAAUUGAUAAUUGAAAUAAAUGGCCCUAAAUUCACCUUGAA